Molecule: messenger RNA, 5161 nt
Organism: Dicentrarchus labrax (European seabass)
Lineage: Eukaryota; Metazoa; Chordata; Actinopteri; Moronidae
Gene: angpt4
Product: angiopoietin 4
Exons: 12
Coding region: 812-2395 (527 amino acids)
Source: RefSeq, a predicted model, not a curated record
GAAGGGGGCAGAAGUGUUUCUCUUCGGCCACUUCUGAAACUGGAGCCACCAGAGAAGGAUGAGAGACAAGAAAGACUUCUCUUUUCUUUUAAUCCUGGAUAUUUGAGGGUAGAGAAGUCCAUUUGAGUCAUCCUUCAUUCAAAUGCAACUUUAAAUCUUGUCUUUUUCUGAUAUUCUCACCUUGCAUUUAGACGUUUUUUUCAUUCUCCCAGUCAGAUUGGACAUUCACUAUCGCCCAUCCUUCUCUUUGGCCCACAACCUCUUUUUUUCAUUCCUGUCUACCCACUUGGCUUUUCCUCUAUCCAUAUUUGAUCCUGAGUGGGUCUGGACCUGCACAUGGGGCAUUAAGGACAGGAGAGCAUUAAAUAACCAUGAGAGACCUGCCCAGGAACAAGCCAAUGGACCCAUCCUGAAUAAUCUUCAUCAACAAGACGAACCCAACCACAGUGAACUAAAUCAAGACCUGAGAACGAAAGGAGAAGGAAGAAGAAAGCAGAUCCAUCCCACAUAUUGACCAACUCAUCUGAUGAACAUUUUCACCAAUGUGAGACAACAGAACAGGUGCCGUUCCUGCAUUUAAAUAAAGUGUGAUCCAUAAGAAAAGUUAUUUCCUGAAGUUCAUGAGAACAACUUGAAGGGACUUGAAUCCAACCUCAUGGAUUGGUGACUGGUAGGUGUAGAAACUCAUGCAUGACUUGUGUUGCAUCCUGCACACAGAUGUUUUCAUAAAGUGAAUCGGGGUCAAAGCGUGAACAAGCUUCACCCUCUUGGCACUGAGAGAGAAGACUUUAAUACAGUUGAAGAGAUCGUCAUGAAAGGCUUAAAUCUUAGCUGGGGGUUGCUGGUGCUUCUGCUGCUCUGGACCUUGUCAGUCAUCGCUGAUGCUGCUGGCGUUGCGGGUGCAGAACGAGGAGGAGCUGGAAGAAGCCAGAGAAGAGGAGGAGGAGGUGGUGGCGGCGGCGGUGGUGCGGAUAAGAAAAGGAGGUUUCACCGCAUCCAACAUGGACAGUGCAGCUACACCUUCAUCCUGCCGGAGCUGGAAGGGUGCCAGGGAGGAUCGCUGUCACAGCAUGAACAAUAUGGUGGCUCUCGCGGCGGGGCGAGUGUCCUGCAGAGAGACUCGGCGCCAGCCGACAGUGAAUGGUCAGCUCAGAAACUGCAGCACCUGGAGAGCACAAUGGAGAACAACACACAGUGGUUGCAGAAGUUGGAGAAAGUCAUUCAGAAGAGCAUGAAGCCCGACAUCACUAACAUACCACCGCAUGUCGUUCACAACCAAACAGCCACCAUGCUGGAGAUCGGAACAAACCUUCUCAGCCACACGGCGGAGCAGACACGCAAACUUAACGUGGUCGAAGCCAAGGUGCUCAACCACACAUCUCGAAUAGAGAUCCAACUCCUGGAGAAUUCUCUGUCCACGAACAAGCUGGAGAAGGAGCUGCUGCUGCAGACGUCUGAGAUCAGUCAGCUACGAGCCAAAAACAGUCGUUUGGAGAGUAAAGUUCAGUUGUUGGAGUCUCAGCAGAAAGGAGAGCUGGAGGACAUGAGGGAGGAGAAGAACCGACUGCAGUCUGUCGUCCGGACUCAGAUGGCGGCCAUCGAGUCUUUAGAGAGGCAGCUGAGAGUCGCCAGCAGCAACAACACGGCUCUGCAGAGGCAGCAGGCUCAGCUGAUGGAGUCUGUCCACACACUCAUUAACAUGGUGGCUACUACUACAGGGUCGCCUCCCAGGAGCCAGAUGUGGAGGGACUGUGCAGAUGCUUACAAGGCGGGUCACUCUGUCAGCGGCCUGUAUCACAUCUACAUCGGCAACCGGUCUGAGCCUGUGCAGGUGUACUGCGACAUGGAGACGGCUGGUGGAGGCUGGACGGUCUUCCAGCGGAGAUUUAACGGCAGCGUGGACUUCCAGAGGAGCUGGAGGGAAUACAAAAUGGGUUUCGGGGACGUGUUAGGAGAACACUGGCUGGGUAAUGAAGUUCUGUACCUGCUGACCAGUCAGGGUCAGUACUCUCUGAGGGUGGAGCUGAGGGACUGGGAGGAUAACCCCGCCCACUCCCAGUACGACCGAUUUACACUGACCAGUGAGAGACAGCAGUACAGGUUGUAUCUGAGAGGUUACAGCGGCACAGCGGGGAGACAGAGCAGUCUGGCCACCCACGGGACCGGAUUCAGCACCCGAGACCAGGACAACGACAACUGUGACCACUGCAAAUGUGCCCUGAUGCUCACUGGAGGUUGGUGGUUUGACGCUUGCGGUUUCUCCAACCUGAACGGUAUUUAUUACACCGUCGGCCACAACAUCAGGAAGCUCAACGGCAUCAAGUGGCACCACUUCAGAGGCCCCAGCUACUCCCUGCGCUCCACCUCCAUGAUGGUACGACCCUAUGACUUCUAACAACGCCGCUCCGCCUCCGUGAUGGUACAACCUGCCAACACCCCUUUCAAAAUACCGUCCUGAUGAUGUGAAACGCCCCUCGGCUCCAGCACCACGAUGGUACAACCCUACAAACCCCCGGGCUCCACCUUCACCAUUUGAAAGUCUUGCUGGAUAAACUGUUUAAUGUCCUCUUUGAGACUUUGUUCUCAUAACCGACCCUGAAUCCACGAGAGUUUGGUUCUGCUAGAAGAGUUCACGUGUUGUUGAACAGCGUCUUUAUAUAGAGCUUUUAUCCAAAGCACUCUACAGAUUGCCUCCGACUCCCCCAUUCACACACCGACCCGUCCGACAGCUGUUCCCAACGAGAGGAAAGAAGUGUGAUGGUCUCUCCUGGAAGACUUUCAUGAUGUUUGUGCAAACCAUUGGAGGAAUAUUGUGUAAGAAUGAUCAAAGAGAGGUAGAGAGAGAAGCCAGACUCCUUUCUCACGUUCACAAACAGCUGGCCAAUCACAGAAAGACCCUCACACAGACCCUCCAGUGUGGGGAAGGUGUGAGGGGAGGGGAGCAGCUUCACGGUACAGCCUUCUAUUACUUCAAAGCAUCUCCAUGAUCCCGACGUUCGGCCGAUAAAUCAAUGCAUCCCUGUUGAUAAUAAUAAUGUCUGAUACACACAGGUAAAUGUUAUUAUGAGCCCAAAAGGCUGAUGGAACAAUAAAGACUGAAAUCAAUAAGAAAUGGAUGAACUGACUUUUAAUUUGACUUCUUUAAAUGAAGCCAAUGAUCCGACUGAAGUUUCUGCGUAUUAAUCAAUAUUUUAAUGUCUGAAUGUGGAAGCGUCUGAUCGAUGUGCCGAAGAAGAAACCGAUCGAUCUGAGAUUGAGCAACAAUGUUUUCUCCUUCAAACCCAAAAACCCUCUGGAGAACCACAGCGAGGGUUGUGGUUUCUGGAUGUCUGUGUCCUGUUAAUGAGAGCUAACAGAGAGACGUUGGACAUUAUGGUUCUAAUUAUCCUCCAGGAACAGAACAGUGAGCAGACUGAAGUGUUCUGAUGGAUGAGUAAUCAAACCAACAGCAACACUUCCAAUCUUCAUCCACAUACUGUAACAUUUACUCUGGAUGUCUGAACAGUGAAGGAAGGAAACAACCGAGGAACUAAGUGAACAACUAAGUGAAAAAUUAUACUUUAUUAUUAGUUUGUUUGAUGUUGAAAGUCUGGAAAACGAGCGAGAAAGAAGAAAUCAAACCAGAGUCCAGAAACAGAAAUGUUUCUUUAAUUAACGUCCUAAUCCAAACAACACGCAGCCACAUGAGCUACAGCACAUAAUUAUAUCAUUGAUUAGACUGUCGUCAUCUGAACCGUGUUUCUGUUUCUCACCACACACACACACACACACACACACACACAUAUUACAGAGAUAACAAAGAGAAGUUGUUUUUGGUCAGGUUGUGUGAUAGCUCAUGUUUCAUUAGCAGGUUAUUGGUACCACAGUGUAACAACUGGAUGUGUGUGUGAGUGUGUGUGUGUGUGUGUGUGUGUGUGUGUGUGUGUGUGUGUGUGUGUGUGUGUGUGUGUGUGUGUGUGUGUGUGACAGUCAGUCUUUGAUUAUAAACUGUAAUUUUCUCAACAUGCUUCAGACUAUUCAUCGUUUGGAAAGAGCAGCACAGAUAUUCACUGCCUGAUAAAGUUAAUACUAAUAAACAAUCAGUAAUCAAUAACUUCAGCAUGAUUGAUUUUUAUAUUUCAGUGUUAAUAUUCAACGUCAGCAGCAGAACCAGAAUUCAUCCAGUAUUCUGCUGGUGUCAGCCAGCAGCGCUAACGUGAUUAGCAUUAAAGGUGUCAGUGAUACAGCACAGACAGAAUGACUGUUCCUCUUUAGGGUCGAGACCAGAACCCGAAAUGGACCCGAGCACGGCCGCACCCACAACUGAGGUCACUGAGGUCCGGACCUCGAUAUCUUUUCAGAGAGGACAAUACGAGUCGUCAGAUUAUCACCUGAAAGUAACUUUCCCUCCAUGUGUUUGACCCGUUCUGUGACACAAAUCUAAAACCCGGCAACAGUGGAAGGGUUAGGGUUGGGUUCAGGGUUCAGAGUUCAGGGUUAGGGGUUCAGGGUUAGGGUUGUGUUGUGUUCAGGGUUCAGAGUUAGGGUUGUGUUGUGUUCAGGGUUCCAGGUUCAGGGUUCAGAGUUAGGGUUGUGUUGUGUUCAGGGUUCAGGGUUCAGAGUUAGGGUUGUGUUGUGUUCAGGGUUAGGGUUAGGUUGGGUUCAGGGUUCAGAGUUAGGGUUGUGUUGUGUUCAGGGUUCAGGGUUAGGGUUGUGUUGUGUUCAGGGUUCAGGGUUAGGGUUGUGUUGUGUUCAGGGUUCAGGGUUCAGAGUUAGGGUUGUGUUGUGUUCAGGGUUCAGAUGAAUUGGGGUCCUGGCACCUUUAGUGGUCCAGUUCAGUUGCUGGUUGAGUCAGAAACAAUCUCUAACAUGCUUUCUGGUGAUAGAAGGUUUCCAUGUGACAGUAUUGAUCGAUUAUUAAUCAGCAGAAUUCUCCUUUAAAUAUCGAUAAACUUCUUGUGCAGGUUCUUAGUGAGAAUAAAGUAAAGUAAAUAUUAAAUGCACUUUAUGGAACAGACGUUUAGGACGGAGUGCAACCAUCUUUGCUCUGUUGCUGUGUAUUGUUUGUUAUUGUGUAUUAACCUUUCAGGUUUAUUUACUGCGUGUGUGGAGCAAAAGCUUUUCCACUCAAAUGUUUUGUACAAUAAAAUAUGUUAAUAAAACCGGUCUGAGGUGUAUUUCA